This is a messenger RNA of Penaeus vannamei (Pacific white shrimp), 4439 nucleotides long. Lineage: Eukaryota; Metazoa; Arthropoda; Malacostraca; Decapoda; Penaeidae. The record is from RefSeq and is a predicted model, not a curated record.
UCAUAUGUCUCGCGUCGCGGAGAUUAGACAAGCCCUUAGUCGGUCUGUGCUGAGAGAGAGAGAGAGUGUGCGUGUACUCGGUCGUGUCCUCGCUUCGGUGCGCAUUUCGCUGCCCCGUUUCGAAAAGCUGGUCAGCGAUCGGCACUCGUGGCAGUGACCUCAGAGCCUCGUCCACCGACUGGCUAACCCUUUCCCGACGUCGCGUCACGGUGAUUCACAUACAUUUUCCAACGUCGCGGCGUCACUGACAUCGCCUGUGUCACCCGUCCGCGAUCUGUGCCAAGUCUUUCGUGUGUGACGAUUUUUUUUUUUUUUUUUUUUUUAGCAAUCUUUGUUUCAAACGCAGGUCGAUCUCCGUGCGCCAGUGUUACGUGACGUCCAGAGCCCUCCCGAGUCCGAGCGAGGCGUGCCCGUAUCAGGUGGCCCCGGGAGGUUCGGGGACCAGGACAUCUGCGGAGGCACCCGUCCAGCUCCUUGCCACAUGCACACAUUCCCUUCCCCUUGAACUGCACAUUUUCACAUCCAUAACUGUGGUCGCUGAUAAUCUUCACUAUUGAUUGUAUACAAAGUACGAUAGUUCCAAAUGCUGGACAGUUGACUGAAUAGACAUCGGGGAAAAAUAUAAGUUAUUGUGAAGCGACGAAGAAGAGUGACAACAGUUUAGCAGAAAUCCGUGGAGGAGGACUAUUCACGCCCUGCGGAAACAACCGACCUUCCCUCCACAGGAACGCGCCCUCUCGCACCUCCUGCUGCCCUCCCGCCGGAACGCGUGGCCUGAGGAGUCCGUCGCCAGCGAACCAUGUCUCCCUCGCGUCUCCUAACGCUCCUCCUGCUUCUCCUGCUGGUGUUCACGCUCCUUGCAGACGACUGGAGGCCGCCCGCCCGCCGCCGUCGCCGUAGGAAGCACAGGCCGGCGGGCGGCGAGGGGGCGGCGGGGGCUGUGGGCGCCAAGAGUAUUCGCAGGAUCAGGCACGCCUCGGGCAGGAGGGCGGAGUUCGUCAGGAGGAGGCUGAGGAAGGCCAAGAUGCAGCAGGACGUCGAGGGCAACAUCAGGCGUGACGGACGCGCGGACUACGAAGGCAACGUGCAGAUCUUCCACAACAACCGCUGGGGCAACAUCUGCGACGACGAGUGGGACAAGCGAGAGGGCGAAAUCGUGUGCAAAAUGCUGGGUUUUCCUGGACUCAAGAAAGUCACUCACAGCGGGAGGUACGGCCAUGUGCGAGGAAGCUACUGGAUGGACAACCUGUUCUGCUACGGCACGGAGGAGCGGCUGUCCGAGUGCCGGUUCGACGGCUGGGGAACCCACGACUGCGAGCUGGACGAGUCGGCGGGGGUCGUGUGUGAGACGCACUUCUCGACGACCACUGUGGCCCCUACUCUUCCCCCGAGAGACGAGCCCGUUAUCACCAACAAGACAAAAUUAUCGCAUGCCAUUGAGGGCAAGACGAAGCUGAGACUAAUCGGAGGGCGGUCGGACCAGGAGGGCCGUGUAGAGGUCAUGCUCCCUGGAAGCAAUGGCACUUGGGGACUCAUUUGUGGCGAUGGAUGGAGCCUUUUGGAGGGCAUGGUGGCCUGUCGGCAGCUGGGGAUGCACUAUGCCCAGGCAGCCUUAUCAACAGGUUAUUUCGGAGGAAAUAUGAGUAACGUGGUUAUAAGUGGCAUCAAGUGCCAUGGCAAUGAAGAAAAUCUUGACCAGUGCCUUCACGAAGACGUAGGAGAAGUAUUUUGCCCACAUCCAGGCUCAGACCCCAACAUCGCUGGAGUUACUUGUGUGUCCAAAAUAGCUGACCUGGUUCCCGAUCACAUGGAGCUGGCUCGUUCUGCACACUUGGAGGAUAAGCAGCUAUUUUUCCUACAGUGUGCAAUGGAGGAAAAUUGCCUUGCACAAUCUGCAGUCAAAGUACAGGAAACUGGCUAUGGUUGGCAUCUGGACACGAGACGUCUUCUUCGUUUCACAGCACGUAUAGUCAACCAGGGAACUGAGGCAUUCCGUCCCAUCCUUCCAAAGCAGUAUUGGGAAUGGCAUGCCUGUCACAUGCACUAUCAUAGUAUGGAAGUGUUCGCUCACUACGAUGUCAUAGACGCAGAUGGAAACAGGGUGGCCGAGGGGCACAAAGCUUCUUUCUGUCUGGAAGAUAACAACUGUGUUCCUGGGGUAGAACCAGUCUUCAAGUGUGCCAACUUUGGUGACCAGGGCAUUAGUCCUGGUUGCACAGACACCUAUGCGUACAACAUUGACUGCCAGUGGAUUGACAUCACUGACAUCAAGCCAGGCACUUAUACUUUUAAGUUAGCAGUAAACCCAGAGUUCAAGGUGGGAGAGAUGUCCUUCGAUAACAACGCGGCUGUGUGUGAACUCAUAUAUUCGGAGACUACUGCAUGGGUCGGCAAUUGUUCUCUCGCCCGGCCUUGAUGCUAUCUCAAACGCAGCACCUCAGACAGAGACCACUUUUUCCCAAUAAUUACAGCAUCCUCUGGUCUCUGAGAUUCACAAUGCAUGAGGCAAUAUCUGUUACUAAUGCUUUUGGUUCCCUGAGGCAUUUGUGAUGGAGGUCAUGGCUCUGUUGUUGAAUCUAUUUACAGUCUGUUUUCUUUUCCACAUUGGAGAAACCAAGUGAACUGCACAGCUAACCCACUGGAUUCUGUGCCUUUACUACAAUCAGUGUGUUUGUCUAGCAGAAAGAGAGUGCUUCUAAAUCUAAAAAGUUAUGGCUAUUUAUGUUACUUCUUCAGCUUGAUUCACUUUGGGUAUUCACAUUGAAUAUCAAUUGUUAUAUCUUCUCCAUCUGUCAUUUCCUAGUCUUUGUAAGGUGAACAACACAUAUCACUCUCAUUUAGACUAUUAUUAGACUAUCCUUACAUAUACAUGAAUAUUUAUUAUUAAGUAGCUGUGAAUGCUUUAUUGAUCUUAUUCAUAUCAUGUACUAUGUAUUUGAAAAGCAGCAGAAUCUCAGGAACUAAAAAAGAUCUAAAGAAAAUAUAUUGAUGUUUAUGUUAUUGAUGAUGUAGAUUCUCAAUUAUAUUUUCCACUCCACUGUGCAUUAUACAUUAUGUUCAGAUCUUACUUCAUCUAAUGCAUGACUACAACUUUGUAAAAUAUGUAAGUUUUGUGAUUUUUGUCAUAACUUUUUUCUCCUUGAUGAAAUCAUGUUAUAUCUUGUUUUAAAAAGUCAUGGAACAAUUAUCAAAGAUGAUUGUUCCAGUGAUGUCACAAGGAAGUAUUACAGUAUUUUUAGCUUUAUUAUAUUUCUAAUGCUGUUAACAACAAGAUUUUGAAAUGGUUUUCAGCUGGCAAUAAACCCCGAAUUCAAAGUAGGAGAGAUGUCAUUUGACAACAAUGCUGCCGUCUGCGAGUUCAUUAAUACUUUAACAAGUGUCUGGCUUGGAAAUUGCUAUCUGACUCGACCGUAACACAAAGGCUAGAGUGAUUGUUGAUGUUUUUGUUUGUUAAACUGUACAUUCAUCUAAUUAGUAUUGUUAUUUUUCUCUUAUUUUGUUAAUGAAUACAUUAACAUCAAAAUGUAAUUAUCAAAAUACCUUCAUGAGAGUAAAAUGUUAUAUAUUGUAUAUAUAUAUGCAGCUAACAUUUUAGAAUAGUUGAAAUAUAAUAUAUCUUGGUAUUUUGAAAGUGAAGUAAAUCAUUUUAAUUGUGAUGAUAACUUCAGAUUAAGAUUCAAAUACAUUAUUAAUCUUAGUUAACCAACUCAAGUUCUCAUGGUAACCAAUUUCUAUGAUAUGAUAGUAUUUGCCAGUAUCUGUAACUAGUCUUUGCCCAAACUUAUCAUUGGGUACUAAACUCACUGCCAAUUCACACACUAGUAUCUGUGUGUGCUUGUUAAGUAGAUUAGUGUAUUUUUGCUGAAUAUUUAAAUAAAUGCUAUUGCCUUAUAACACUCUUGGGAUAUUACUUACCAAUAGUAGGGUAAGAUAUUGUACUUAAUAAUUAUGUAAGUUAUAUUAACAUAUAACCAGAAUUGAAUCUAUUAACGCAAAAAAAAACAAUCUUUUUAAAAACAGUUUUGCUCAUAAGAAUGUAUAUUUGAUUUUGACAUUUAUUUUUGUUUCUAGGCAUUAUUAUGAGAUUUUUGCAUUUCCUCAACUGAAGCCGAUAUUUAUGGGGGAAAUGUACUUUACAUAAUAAAAGGGUGUUAAAAAGUAGACUUUAUUUUUUAUUAGCACCUUUAAAAAUGUAUGUUCAAUACAUUACAUUUUUGUCCUUAAAUAUUUUUCCCCUCAAAAUACCGUAUUUUUUGUUUUUUCCUCAAGAUUUUUUAUUGUGCAGUAUAGGUCUUGUAAUUAGUACUUCUCUUAUUUUUAUUAUGAUGAGUAUAUUUUGUAGUAUUAUAUACAUGAUGUUGCUUAUAAUUACUUAGGGAAUUCUGCCUAGUAUGUGUGAUAAAGCAAAAACUAUAUUGUUAAUAAAACUUAUAAUUGUU